This is a messenger RNA of Effrenium voratum, 3648 nucleotides long. Lineage: Eukaryota; Dinophyceae; Suessiales; Symbiodiniaceae. The record is from the annotation of a GenBank genome assembly.
AUGCCGGAAAUCCUUUUCGGCAAGCUCGACAACUUUGCACUGCUAUCGAUCCCGAUGUUCAUCAUCAUGGGCGCUUCAAUCGCGUCCACCAGGGCAGGUGCAGAUCUGUAUGAGGCGCUCGAGCGGUGGCUGACACGGGUCCCGGGUGGGCUGGUCGUCUCAAAUCUCGGCGCGUGCGCGCUCUUCGCAGCCAUGUCCGGCUCUUCACCGGCAACAUGUGCAGCCAUCGGCAAGAUGGGCAUACCGGAAAUGCGCAAGCGCGGAUAUCCGGAUGGUGUCGCUGCCGGUUCCAUUGCGGCGGGAGGCACGCUUGGCAUUCUCAUUCCGCCGUCCGUCACCAUGAUCGUUUAUGGCAUUGCGACCGAAACCUCGAUCGGCCGCUUGUUUCUGGCAGGCGUAAUCCCGGGCCUGAUGCUGGUCGGCCUGUUCAUGGCCUGGUCACUCUAUUCGACCUGGAAAUCCGGUGACGGCGGGCAAUUGAGUGCGGGCAGUUACAGCUGGGCGGAACGAUUUGAAAUUCUUCCGCGCGUUCUCCCGUUUCUGGCCAUCAUCCUUGGCGUGCUCUAUGCCAUGUAUGGCGGUAUUGCGACCCCGUCCGAGACUGCAGCAGUCGGUGCUCUCCUGUGCCUGCUGAUCGCCAUGAUCAUCUACAAGCUCUGGCAGCCGCAGGCGCUUUGGGUGGUCCUGCGCGACAGCACCAAGGAAUCGGUGAUGAUCCUCUUCAUCAUCGCCGCGGCCGGUGUGUUCUCGUACAUGCUCAGCUCAUUGUUCAUCACGCAGUCGAUCGCCGAAUGGAUCGGGACCCUUGAUGUGAACCGCUGGAUCCUGAUGAGUGCCGUCAACAUCUUCCUGCUGAUCGCGGGCUUUUUCCUGCCGCCGGUUGCCGUCAUCCUGAUGGCCGCUCCGAUCCUGUUGCCGAUCAUAACCACAGCCGGUUUCGACCCGAUCUGGUUCGCCGUUGUACUGACUAUCAACAUGGAAAUCGGACUGAUAUCUCCCCCCGUCGGUUUGAACCUUUACGUCAUCAACGGCAUUGCGCCGGAUAUCUCCCUGAAGACAAUCCUGACCGGCUCCCUGCCUUUUGUCGGGUGCAUGGUCCUGGCGAUCAUUCUCCUUUGCCUUUUCCCCGAGUUGGCGACCUGGCUUCCCGACGUGAUCAUGGGGGCGGCGGACAUCCUGUCGGGCUUCGAGGAUCUGAACGAUGAAGACAAGCUCGUCUUCUUCCGCACAGUCGCCGGCAGGCUCAACAUUGACCCGGAAAAAGUGCGAACCGCACUGGAUGCCUAUGAGAAGAACCCGUGCAAGGCGAGUUACCGGGACUUCAUGACGGCCUCAGAACCUCGAAGACAGGAACUCUUCCGGCGCUUGAACAGGGUGCCGGGAGCAACGGGCACACUCGUCAACAUGCGUGCGGAUCUGUUGAGGCUCGGCGACAAGGAUCCCGAACUCGAUGCCCUGGAUCUCGAUCUGCGGCACCUGUUUGCAUCCUGGUUCAACCGCGGGUUCCUGGUUCUCAGGCCCAUCAACUGGGAAAGCCCGGCCCAUAUCCUGGAAAAAAUCAUCGCCUAUGAAGCGGUUCAUGCGAUCCAUAGCUGGGAUGAUCUUCGCCGCCGCCUGGAACCGGCCGACAGGCGUUGCUUCGCUUUUUUUCAUCCGUCGAUGCCUGAUGAGCCGCUGAUCUUCGUCGAAGUCGCUCUGACAAAGGGAAUUGCAAACUCCAUACAGUCUCUCCUGGCGGAGGACCGGGAAGCGCACCCGGCCGAAGACGCCGAUACGGCUGUUUUCUAUUCGAUAUCCAAUUGCCAGGCAGGCCUGGCAAAUAUCUCGUUCGGCAACUCACUGAUCAAACAGGUCGCUUCCGAUCUGGCCGCUGAACUCGGUGGACUGAAGACCUUCGUGACCUUGUCACCCAUUCCAGGACUUACGAGAUGGCUGGAACGCGAAGGCGUCGAGUGGCAUGCUGCCGCGCCGGAAGAGAUGAAGGCCACGGCGGCCCACUACCUGCUGAAUGCAAAGUCCAGGGGCACCAGACCCUUCGACCCCGUCGCCCGCUUUCAUCUUGGCAAUGGCGCCAUCAUUCAUGCAGUCCAUCCAGAUGCGGACACGUCGGACAAGGGCCGCGCACAAUCCGGUGGAACGAUGGUCAACUAUCUUUACGACCUCGCCAAAGUCGCUCAAAACCACGAAAAGUUUGCAACGACGCAGGAAGUGAUGGCCGCGGAUGCAGAUUUCCUGGAAAUGGCUGCGAGAACCGCCAAUGUACUUGCGCAAAUCGGGCUGACAGCCGGUGACCGGGUCGCAGCACAGAUUCAAAAAUCGCCGGAAGCACUCGCGCUCUAUGCCGCCUGCGCCCAGGCGGGAUUGGUGUUCUUGCCGCUCAACACGGCCUAUACGGUCGAUGAGCUGACCUAUUUCAUCGACAAUAGCGGUGCUUCGCUGAUCGUGUGCGAUGGCCGCAGCAAAGAUGCUCUGGAGCCGGUCGCGGCGUCACUGAACGCGAAGAUCGAAACGCUGAAUCCGGACGGAACAGGCUCUUUGAGCGCGCGCGCCGCCGAGAUGCCGACACGUUUUGCCACUGUCGACCGAUCAGGCGACGACCUUGCCGCGUUUCUCUAUACUUCAGGCACGACGGGUCGGUCCAAGGGAGCAAUGCUGACGCAGAACAAUCUCCUUUCCAAUGCCGAGACCCUUGUCGGGGAGUGGCGUUUCACCAAAGGCGAUGUUCUGCUGCACGCACUGCCGAUCUUUCACACGCAUGGGCUGUUCGUGGCGACGAAUGUCGUCCUGGCAUCGGGGGCGAGCAUGAUCUUCAUGCCGAAAUUCGACCUGGACCAGAUCAUCGCACACAUGCCGGACGUGACCGCAAUGAUGGGCGUUCCAACAUUCUAUACCCGGCUGCUUGACGACCCGCGGUUCACCCGGGAACUGACGGCUCACAUGCGUCUAUUUGUGUCCGGGUCCGCUCCGCUCCUGGCCGAAACCCACGUCCAGUUCGAAAACCGGACGGGUCAUCGCAUUCUGGAACGAUAUGGCAUGACCGAAACGAACAUGAACACGUCCAAUCCCUAUGAUGGCGAGCGUCGCGCCGGAACCGUCGGCUUUCCGCUUCCCGGCGUGGAACUCAAGAUCACCGAUCCGGAGAGCGGUGCAACCCUGCCUCCGGGCGACGUCGGCCAGAUCGAGGUGCGUGGCCCCAAUGUGUUCAAGGGCUAUUGGCAGAUGCCGGAAAAAACCGCUGCCGAACUGCGUAGCGACGGAUUCUUCAUCACAGGAGAUCUCGGGCGGAUCGACGAGGACGGAUAUGUUCACAUCGUUGGCCGCAACAAGGACCUGAUUAUUUCCGGCGGCUACAAUAUCUAUCCCAAGGAAAUCGAGCUUGUCCUGGACGAUCAACCCGGUGUUGCGGAAAGUGCAGUGAUCGGUGUUCCUCAUCCGGAUUUUGGCGAAACGGUGCUGGGCGUGCUUGUGCCGGAGAAAGACGUGGCCCCGGAUAUCGAGUCAAUCCACGAAGCGGUCAAGACCUCGCUGGCGCGGUUCAAGCACCCGAAAAAGCUGAUCGUGAUUGAUGAACUGCCGCGCAACACCAUGGGCAAGGUUCAGAAAAACAUCCUGCGGGACAAGUUUCAGGACAUGUUCGCGCCGGCCUGA